AUGGUCGUUGGUCAACAAUUGUAUACUUCAAGUUUAAUUUUUGGGUAUUUACGAGACAUGAUUCAAAGAGAUAGAAGUCGUCAAAGUUUGCCACCGAAAUUGUCUGGUCUUAACAAUGAUGCUUACCGUACAGCAUUCCAAGCAUUUUUGGACCGCCGUCGCAAUCCAGCGGAUCCAGGAUUCAUCAACAAUACCCCAGAAAAAGGCCGUACAGAUAACACAUCAAUUUUGUGGAAAAAAAACUACGAAAACACAGCCAAGAAUAUUGAUGAGAGUGAAUUUUCAUCGGACUUGGUGACAAUCUGUGAAAUUCCAUACGCAUCUCCGUCAGAAAUAUUUGAAAUAGGCUGGGUAGCUGGUACCGAGGACCACAACAUUGAGGUGUUAUACGCCGAGUGGCAUAAUGUAAAAGUCUCAUUACGCAGACAUCUAAAUGGUGAGUGUAAGAAUGCUAUAAAAGCUGACAUAAAAAUUCUCAGUGAAAUAAGGCAUCCAAAUAUUGUGCUACUGAUGGGUACAACGCACACUGUUCAUCACAAUAUCGCUGCUGUUUGUGAACCGAUUGAUUGUACACUCCACCACUAUCUCCACGAGCAGUUUCAACAGAUUCCUAUCCAAGAGAUCGUUAAAAACACAGAACAGCUCGCCGCAGCUUUGAAGUACGUCCACAUGCGAGGAUACGUUCAUUCUGCUAUUAAUUCACACUCUGUCUUCCUGACAUCAAAUGGAGUUAUCAAGCUCGGUGGCUGGGAGCUUGCUGUAGAUAUUAAUAAAAUUACUGUCGAUGCACGCAAGUAUGAAGAUUGCUUGAGAGCUGAGAUAUUUAGAUGGCAAGCACCAGAGCUUUUUAACCGUCAGAAACCCACCACGGCUACUGAUGUUUAUGGACUGGCGCUACUUGUCUGGGAAAUGGCUACGAUGAGUGAACCUUGGGCGGAUUUAAAUAAAGAAGAGCUUGAACAUCAGUAUCUUCAAUUAAAGCGAGGUAUAAUGACUCGUAAUAGUCACUUUCCUCCCCAGCUUCAAAAUUUACUGGAAACUGGAUUGCAAUUGGACGUUAACAAAAGGACAUUUGAUAUGAUGAAGAUGAGCCGGUAUUUGCAGAGACUUGAGAUGCAGUACGAAAACCAAAAGCCGCUUUAUGUUGAUCAGUCUUUGGUUAAUACCAAUACAAUUAAUGAUUACAGUUAUUUGUCUGAAUCUUCGAUAAUUACUUCCAAUAUCUCACCAAAUAAUCUUCGGUCUAUAUCAAUUACUUCGAAUAAUCCGCAACAAGUAAUUGUUAAUCUUAAAACACCUGACGCGCAAAAAAUUUCAGUUAAUCAGCUGAAAUCUCCAGAAAAAAUUUCAGUUCAACAGAAAACUCCUACGGCAAUUUCACGAAAAAACCAAGUUCAUCAAAGAACUCCGUUGAUCCAACAAAAAACUCCAUUGACUAAACAAUAUACUCCACUGACCCAUCAAAAAACUCCAGUAAUUAAAGAAAGAAAUUUAACUUCACUACAACAAAAAACGCCAGUUGAUAAAAAUUUUUCACCUCAACAAACUACUCCUGUGUCUAAAAAAAAAUUAGAAUCACGCAAACUAUUUGAAAAUAAUGAAAAUGUCCAAGAUCAGUCAUUCAAUAGUUCAAGCACUCAAAGUAUUGAUUGCAAUGAUAAUUCUGAAGUAAUUUUCACCCGUGAAUUCCAACAGACCCCAGUUCUACCACGCAGACCGACUUAUAAAGUAACUAUAGACGACUCAAUACCGGAAGACACGAUAGAAGAGCCUAGGCUUGAUCGAGCGAGAUUAAAACAAGUCUUAGCCGAUCGACGAAACUCAUUCUUCACAACUGACAUUUCACAAAUUAACAAUAAUCCAUUCCAAAGAUAUCAAGCCACAAGGGCACAAAUAAUAAACCAGGGAGCAAGCAAAGACUACGAGCCCUAUAAACCAGCAAGUCACAAGACCAGUAUUGAGCCCAAGAUGAAUUCGUCCACCGAGCACUCAAUUUUGUCUAAAGUAACACCUAGAAAAACUCCCAGGUCGCCUUACUCUUGCGUACCACCUCCGAUAAGAAACGCUGUAAUACAGCCUCAAAUUUUGAACAACAACUCUCAGAGUUUUUUUGAAUCGUCACUUUGGAGCAAAGAGAGGUCUCUAUGCGCUUCAAGAACUAAGUUUUAUGAUUCUUUAGAGGAGAAUAAAAAUUCUUCGCCUUCCAGUAAUGAGACUUUCACGGUUAAAAAUUCUCCUGAGAUUAUUAUGAGUAAUAAGAAUGGAAACCGAAAGCUAAUUGUUAAUAAAGGUGGUACUGAUGUAACUCUUAAUACUAUACCACGCUGUGGAUCACUGCAAGCGCUCAAAGAUACUUUGGAUCGUGUAACUGAUUUGGUAAAGUCUUCGACUCAUAUAAAUAAUUCGUCAUCGCAGUCGCUGACGUCGUCUGAGAAUUUCAAAGACUUUGAAAAAUUCGGUGAAACUCCUCACGAUGCUCUGCACUCUCCAGAGUCUGUUUUUGAGGAGCUUUAUAAAUUGAAUGACAAUGUUGAUGAAGAAAUACGUCCGAUAGAGAGGUCUGUUAGUGCUGGUACUUUUACAAUGGAGAUUGAAAAAUUUUACAGUAACAGUGAUGAAGAUUUGAAAAAUCAACAGGUUGUAGAGAGUUCUGAGCAACGUCCAUCUCCAACUUUGAUUGAAGUACAAACUGCUCUUCAGUGUGGAAUUCCCAUUCGUACUUGCCAUGAGUAUGUAGAAUUUACCAGACACGAGAAGAAAAUUGAAAGUGGUAGACUUAAGAUCAAUGACUCUAACUCCAACUCUGAUGAUUUAAAGGAAAAAAAUUUUAAGUCUGGUAAUGACAAGGAUAAUUUUGAGCUGUUCGGUGAUCAUUUACAGAAAAAUAAUGAGUAUAUUUCUUACUCAGAAAUAACUUUAUCUCGCAGACGGUCAUUACCGCCUGCUUUAUGUCAAUUGAGAAAUAAUGGGAGUAAUAUUACUAAAACUGAGUCACCGUUAGCUAAAGAAAUUAGUAAAAAAAUAGAUAUUGCUGAUGGGGCUGUUGAAGACUUUUAUAUUGACGAUGAGUUUUCUGAGAAUAUCCUUGCACCAAAUAUGCUUCUUUCUUACAGAAACUCAAUACUUGGUAAUUAA
Molecule: messenger RNA, 3135 nt
Organism: Cotesia congregata
Lineage: Eukaryota; Metazoa; Arthropoda; Insecta; Hymenoptera; Braconidae
Source: the annotation of a GenBank genome assembly